AUGAUCAAACAAGUUGUCACGCGUAACAACCCUAACGUGCGAUGGUACAUUUUUGGGGAUGAUGAUACGGUUUUUUUCGUGGAUAAUUUGGUGAAGACAUUAGAAAAGUAUGAUGACAAUGAAUGGUAUUAUAUAGGGUCUAAUUCAGAGAGCUAUGUUCAGAAUAAUUAUUUUUCUUUUGAUAUGGCAUUUGGUGGUGGCGGAUAUGCAAUAAGUCGUCCAUUGGCUUUGGUUUUAGCUAGGGUUUUGGAUUCUUGUUUGAUGAGGUACCCAAGUCUCUAUAGUAGUGAUGCUAGGAUUUUCUCUUGUUUGGCUGAGCUUGGAGUGAGUUUAACACAUGAACCUGGUUUUCACCAAGAUGAUGUAUGGGGAAAUCUAUUUGGAUUACUUUCAUCGCAUCCAUUAUCACCAUUGCUAUCACUUCAUCAUAUAGAAGGAGUACAAUCAAUAUUCCCCAACAUGACCAAAAUUCAAGCUCUGCAACAUUUCUUCAAAGCUGCUAAUGUUGAUCCUGCAAGAAUAUCACAACAAUAUAUUUGCUAUGAUCGAAAAAAUUCAUUAUCUGUUUCAGUUGCUUGGGGUUACGCAAUACAAGUGUACGAGGGCAACAUUAAAGUUCCCGAGCUUAUAACAGUUUUAAGGACAUUUCAGUCAUAUGAUAAAGAUAAGAAAAGACAACAUUUUAUGUUCAGGACAAAGGUGGAAUCGAAAAGUCCUUGCAAGAAAAUGUUUGCCUUUUUGAAAAGUGUUGAUUCUAAUGGAGAUAAAGUUUGGACUAACUAUACGAGGCAUAAAUUGGGCAAAACUUGCAAAAGAGAUGAUAAUAAACUCAAGAAUUUGGAAGAGAUUAGAGUGUUCUCUCGUAAGUUGGAUACUGAUACUAGACAGGUUAGGGCACCACGUCGUCAGUGUUGUGACAUAUCACUAUCGUCCGAGAAAUCUAUGGAUAUUCAAAUCAGACCAUGUGGAAUUGAUGAGUUAAUUGCAAUGUCUCCCUAG
Molecule: messenger RNA, 999 nt
Organism: Lycium ferocissimum
Lineage: Eukaryota; Viridiplantae; Streptophyta; Magnoliopsida; Solanales; Solanaceae
Exons: 3
Coding region: 1-999 (332 amino acids)
Molecular function (GO): acetylglucosaminyltransferase activity
Source: RefSeq, a predicted model, not a curated record